Ilyonectria robusta is the source of this 1263-nucleotide messenger RNA. Its product is annotated as parasitic phase-specific protein PSP-1. The transcript has 4 exons. The record is from RefSeq and is a predicted model, not a curated record. The coding region runs from base 151 to 1074 and encodes 307 amino acids. Gene Ontology annotation, cellular component: fungal-type vacuole; plasma membrane. Lineage: Eukaryota; Fungi; Ascomycota; Sordariomycetes; Hypocreales; Nectriaceae.
GGCAAUCACAGAGCACCCCGAAGGAUCUGUAAGCCACCAGCCGAAGAAAAUAAAAGCAGCCUGGACCUACGCCUACGAGAUAUAUUUGAUAUUCCAGCUCGUAUUACUACCGUCACUUAACAUCACCUUCGACCCGAAGUGUUAAGCAGAAUGUCCCAACUUCCCAACGGCGCCAUCGCCUUUGGCCCGUCCGCCAAUUGUACGUUGGACAUCUGCCCUCUCGAGGCCAGCAUUCUUCGAUAUCAGCCCUCGAUUCCUGCCAACGGCACCUUCAUCGCUGUUUUCGCACUCGCCAUGGUCCUCCACGCCAUUCAAGGGAUCCGCGCGCACACAUGGGGCUUCCUGGCAUGCAUGAUCAGCGGGUGCAUCCUGGAGGUUGUUGGCUACAUCGGACGAUUGAUUAUUCACGGGAAUCCAUUUGAUUUCAGUGGGUUUCUUAUGCAAAUCAUUUGCGUCACCAUUGCCCCGGUUUUCUUCUGUUCCGCCAUUUACGUCCUGUUAUCACAAGUCAUCAAUCACAUCCACCGAUCGAUUUCGAGAUUUGAUCCACGGUUCUUCUACUGGAUCUUCAUCCCAUGCGAUAUAAUCUCCCUGGUUCUACAAGCGGCCGGCGGGGCCUUAUCGUCCACGGGUGGCACCGAAGCCCAUAUACAAGUGGGGGUUAAUAUCUCAUUAUCAGGCCUCGUCUUCCAAGUCGUAACGCUUGUCGUUUUUUGUGUGUCCUUUGCAGACUACUUGAUUACAUGCAAAAGGACUCCGCCUUGGAAUCACGUCACCAAAAAGAUGACACAGUUUUUGGCAUUCACAUUCCUAUCAACCCUAUUCAUUCUCAUCCGUUGCGUCUAUCGAAUCGUCGAGUUGCACGACGGUUAUUUCAGUCACUUCUUUCGGGAUGAGCCGCUUUUCAUUGCACUUGAAUCUGUGAUUAUGUGCAUCGCCGUAUUUUGCCUUAAUUGCGGCCACCCCGGCAUGGUUUUCGGUGUGCACAAGGGCAAAAGUUCCAGGCACGUACAUUCUAUUUCCAGCAUGGAUACGAUUCGUAUGGAUGAUGCGCAUCACCCGGGUCAUGCGUAAUGGUUCCCUGAAUUUUUGAGAGAUAAAUAGGUAGUGGUAUUAACUUGAGAGCUGGAGCGUUGAUACAAAUAUGGGCACGUGUGGUUUUAAACAAGAGGGGUUUCUAGACGUGGCGUGUUUUAGACAAUUUUCAUUGAGUAUUUAGAUUAGCAUUGCUUUCAGUUAGUAGACUUGUAGUGUCAAUAAUGG